Molecule: messenger RNA, 1155 nt
Organism: Plenodomus lingam JN3
Lineage: Eukaryota; Fungi; Ascomycota; Dothideomycetes; Pleosporales; Leptosphaeriaceae
Source: RefSeq, a predicted model, not a curated record
AUGAAGCUCGCGAUAGUCUUCAGUCUCGUCGCCAUCGUCGGCCUUGUUCUUGGUGACACUGGAUGUCCAGGCUAUGAUCUCGGCCGCAUCUCCGCCUUCAACAUCACUGGCCUAUGCGCUCAACGAGGAUCGGACAUCACGGUCGCCGUCGGAUCACCGCCUCCAAAACCUCCACGCCCUUCAUCGCGCCCAGGCCAGCAGCCAGCAGACGAUGAACUCUGGAACCAAUGCUCAAACAAGGGCUGUACCCUCAAUUGGGGGACGCACGCCGACGACGCCGUUGUGGGCUCCGCCUUUGCUCCCAGUCGCAACACCGCCAAGUCGCCAUACCAGAGUGGUGCAGACCUGGCAAAGUGGGGGUGGACUGUCUGGCCCUAUGAGAAUAUCGAUGACUCUUUCAAGGAUCUCUAUAGGACUUGGGGUAUUGGGUGGGCACUCGAUGCAUUAGGACUCGACACGUACACGACAGACUUUGGCGGUCUCAACGCCCUGUUCGUCAUCGAUCAUGAGAACCACCAUCCCAAUGCAAUGUAUGUAGAUUUCCAGAAGUAUCAGGUGGAUGGUAAGUGGUAUCGGGCAACAGGCGCGAGUUAUUCGUUCACGCUCAAUGUGGCCGAGGGGGCGAUUAUUGCUUUGAACCGGAAGAGUCCCAAGUACGCUGCGGGGGAGCGAUCGCCAACGGUGCCGUUGGAUGGUUUGCCAGGCCUCAAUCAAUUCUCAGACGUUGCAUGGAUUGGAUGGCAAACGCGUGCACAAGUGCAAAAUCUGCCCGUGAAUAACCUGCGCUACUUCUUCUCCGUUGGUAUCGUCAACCCGGCAACCAAGGAGGUCAUCUUAAGGGCACUGCAACAGAAAGGAUUGAGCCUGGAUGAAUUCCCCGGCUGUAUCUUCGAACCAGAUGAUGCAGAGUUCAGUGCAAUCUUAGGCACACCAAAUGUCCAAGGCUUCGCCUACCUCUUGAUCGAGCACAAGGAACAGCUGGGUAACAUGUUUAUCAGCAAACUGCAGGUCUUUUAUGCUGAGACGACGCAUCACAGCCCAUGUGUCCUUGUCCAUGUUUCUCGUCCCAUCUCGACUUCGGCUGCAGAAGGUGGGAAGGCGGUGCGGCGGGAUAGAGAGGGAGAUGUGGUGAUGACGCAUGAGCUUCGCUGGUAG